Molecule: messenger RNA, 2043 nt
Organism: Elaeis guineensis (African oil palm)
Lineage: Eukaryota; Viridiplantae; Streptophyta; Magnoliopsida; Arecales; Arecaceae
Biological process (GO): regulation of DNA-templated transcription
Cellular component (GO): nucleus
Source: RefSeq, a predicted model, not a curated record
UGGAUCAGAUCGCAUCCAUAUUGUUUUCCGGAACUCGCCGCGGCUCUUCUCUUCUCGCCCAUCCGCCGCCCGCCCUUCGUCUCCCACUACAAGGUCCCGUCGAAACCCGGCGAUCUCGAAGCAGCGAUCAUGGAGGCGGAGGCCGGAGGCAUCGCUCUUCUCUCCAUGUACAACGACGAGGAGGAGGACGACGACGAACAAGAGAUCGAGGCCGACGCCGGAGUCGGCGGCGGCGCCGACGCCGACGGCGGAUCGAAGAACAACGGCGUUGCCCCACCGCCGUAUCCUGCCCUAGAGGGCUCUUCUCCCUUCCUAGGCGCUCGAUCUCCUCUCUUUCCCGACGAAGGCUCGGAUUACAAAACCCUAAAAAGCCCCGUCGCCCGGAGCCCUACGCCGCCGCCGUUUCGUCUAUACCAGCAGUCUUCGCCCUUUCCCUUGACCUCUCCUUCUCCGCCUCCGCCGGCGCCGGUGCCGGCGCUGCCGCCGACUUCUUUUUCCGAUCCUGUGGGUGCGCAGAGGAUGAGGAGAGGGUCGUUGGUCAUAGUGGAUUACGCCCACGAUGAAAACGCCAUGUCUCCCGAACCUGAGGAAGGAGAGAUACUGAGCAGUGGCCGUGUUGUGAUGGGCGCAGAGCUCCAGGUUUCCAAUGGGAACCUUGAGGAGAGGACCCCACCAGGAACUGUUCAUAUUUUAACACCAAACACCCAACAAGAACCUCCUCAGUCUUCUGAUUUACCCGAGCAAUCCAAAAAUGAAAUCAGUGUUGCAAUGGAUUUUGCUGUUACAGAGCCUGAAGUAGCUCCGGUUGAGGAAGCUGCUGCAGAUUCUAUAGAAAUGCAAAAAGAUGACCCGUUGAAUAAGUUCCUUCCUCCACCCGUGACAAUAAAAUGCCCUGAAGAGUUGCAGGAAAAGAUAAACAAGUUUCUUGCAUAUAAGAGGGCUGGGAAGAGUUUCAAUGCUGAUUUGCGUAAUAGAAAGGAUUACCGAAAUCCUGACUUCUUGCAGCAUGCUGUGAGAUAUCAAGAUAUAGAUCAGAUAGGGACUUGCUUCAGUAAAGAUGUGUUUGACCCUCAUGGGUACGACAAAAGCGACUACCAUGAUGAAAUAGAGGCUGAUAUGAAGCGCGAAAUGGAAAGAAAGGAGCAGGAAAGGAAAAAAAGUCAGAAAGUUGAGUUUGUUGCAGGAGGCACACAACCUGGAACAGUUGCUCCGGCAUUGAAGAUGAGCAUGCAGAUCCCAGUUGCAGGUGUUUCAGGUGCUGCGGCAGGGGUUGUGCAGCCAGUUCCAACAGCCGUAGAUGCCAUAACAAAAGAUAUUAGACAAAACAAGAAAACAAAGUGGGAUAAGAUUGAUGGCGAUGUAAAAAAUCCAAUGCAUACUGGAGGGCAUGAUAAUCUUUCUACAGUUGGUGUGCAUGCAGCACAUUUGUCAACUGCUAAUGCUGGUGCUGGAUAUACUGCAUUUGCGUCAUAGGUUUGAAACAUGGAAAUAGCCUCUUUGUUUGCAGGGGCAACAAAAGAGAAGAGAAGCUGAAGAGAAAAGAUCGAGUGAGAGAAAGUUUGACAAAAGAUCAUGACCUGAUUAAAUUUCAUGGAGAUCUUCAGCCAUGUUUUGUUAAUUCCCAUAGAUCUGUAUCAUUAUAGAAGUGUGUCUUUUUGAUACCUUGCUAAUGAAGUCAUCUUUUACAGCUCAGAUGCUCUCUCCAGUUUCAAUAUUCUUCACUUCUAAAAGAUAUGAGAGUAUUACUUAAGCCUAUUGAGGCGGUGCCAAAACCCUUUUACGGUAGAGAACCUUCGGCUGGAUCAUGGUAGUUGGCUUUGGAAUGUACUCGGAAAUUCUUUACAUGCUUAGAUGUUUCAUCUUGUUUUGCAUCUGUCCCAGGCACAUUGUUGAUAAAGUUGGGCUGGGAGGAUAUAGGCAUAUGAACUAAGCUGUUGGCAAGUUACACGAACUAUAUCUGUCAACCAGUAUAAUAAUAAUUCUUGUAAGCUGAUAAAUUUUAACAUUUAGUUUGAGUUGCACAUCUAAUUAUGGCCGUUGCAG